This is a messenger RNA of Lindgomyces ingoldianus, 2136 nucleotides long. Its product is annotated as phosphatidylinositol-3,4,5-trisphosphate 3-phosphatase. The transcript has 3 exons. Gene Ontology annotation, cellular component: plasma membrane; cytosol; nucleus. Lineage: Eukaryota; Fungi; Ascomycota; Dothideomycetes; Pleosporales; Lindgomycetaceae. The record is from RefSeq and is a predicted model, not a curated record. Gene Ontology annotation, molecular function: protein tyrosine/serine/threonine phosphatase activity; phosphatidylinositol-3,4,5-trisphosphate 3-phosphatase activity; protein tyrosine phosphatase activity. Bases 9 to 1829 code for a protein of 606 amino acids. Gene Ontology annotation, biological process: protein dephosphorylation; phosphatidylinositol 3-kinase/protein kinase B signal transduction; regulation of phosphatidylinositol 3-kinase/protein kinase B signal transduction.
ACGAGGAUAUGGCGUCGCUACUCCGCCAGAUAGUGGCGGGCCCGCGAGCUAGACAUGCCGAAGCCGGACUAGAUCUAUGUUACGUGACAGAUCACAUUAUCGCCACAUCUGGUCCGUCAGGAACCUAUCCCCAACGCGCAUACCGAAAUCCCCUCGAUUCACUUGUUAAGUUUCUCGACCACAAGCAUGGCGAAGACUGGGCUAUAUGGGAGUUUCGCGCCGAGGGCACCGGAUAUCCCGACGAUGAGGUAUACAACCGGGUAUACCACUAUCCCUUCCCCGACCACCACCCGCCGCCCUUUGUCUUGAUACCCCAUAUGAUGGCGAGCAUGCGCAACUGGCUCAAGGGGAAGAAGGGUCGGGUCGUCGUCGUUCACUGCAAGGCUGGCAAAGGCAGAAGUGGAACGGCAAGUUGCAGCUACCUAAUUAGCGAGGAGGGCUGGGAGGCCAAGGAUGCCUUGAAGAGGUUUACAGAACGUCGUAUGCGGCCAGGGUGGGGUGAUGGCGUUAGCAUACCCAGUCAGCUAAGGUGGAUUGGUUAUGUUGAGCGGUGGGCUAAGCACGGCAAGAUCUACGUUGAGAGGCAGGUUGAGGUGCUUGAAGUGCAUUGCUGGGGGCUGAGAGACGGCGUCAAGAUUCAGGUCGAGGGAUUCGUGAAUGACGGGAAGAUUAUCAAGGCAUUCCACACUUUCACGAGGUCUGAAAGGGAGGUAGUGAGGGGUGAGAUUCAGAGCACCGGCGGAUUUGCUCAGGCCGUGAAUGAAGUCAUGGGCAAGAAUGGAUUGAAGAGAUCUCUAAGCAAGAAGGAGCCAAAGACUGCUUCUCCUGAUAGUGACAACAACGAUGAACAGGGUGUCAAGCAGGCCUCGACAUAUCAUUUGGGCAAAGGCGCAUUAUUAGACGGCGCAAGCUUCUCCAAGGAAGAGGAUUCUCCGAGUAGCAAGGAAAAUGGAAAGGGGGACGUUGUGUUCCGUCCAUCGAAGCGAGUGGUCCUACCAACGAACGACUUCAACAUUGACGUCGAGCGGCGUAACAAGGCAGCAUAUGGUUUAACCAUGGUUACUUCGGUCGCACACGUCUGGAUGAAUACCUUUUUUGAAGGUAACGGGCCUGAACAAAAUGGUGAAGCAGACGAAUCAGGGGUGUUCGAAAUCACAUGGGACGCGAUGGACGGUAUCAAAGGUAGUAGCAAGAAGGGUACACGAGCGUUUGAUAAAAUCGCCGUUGUGUGGAAAGCGCUCAAGGACGAGGGGGGUAAACCAGGAAUUGUGAUCACUGAACCCAAGGAGGGCGAAGAGGUUAAGCAGACAUCUCCCGCAGACUGGAAAGGGCAAGACAAUGUUGCACCAAGCGAGGAGAAAGAUCUUGGUCUCCGGACAUCGAGCCCCGCUGGAUCGAGCGUGGACAUUAGCAAGGCAAGCAGUGUCAAGAGCCAGCAUACGGUUUUCACGGCGCCCGACCCACAUGAGAACAGCACAGCAGGUGUACGUUCGCAUGGGCUAAGCGGCGAGGAGACGAUUGAGACACCUAGCAGCGGGAGCGGACCGUCGGGGUUACCCACGUGUAGGAACCAGUCGCCAAGCUCGGCUUCUGCACAAUUGGACGGCACAUGGCCUGCGCAAGGCAAGACAAAGCCAGAAACUGGUGGUUCCAACACACAUUCACCUGCAUCAAACCACGACGACGUGGCAGGCAUCGUGGGGGGGAUUCAACACAUUUCGACCGGAGACCUGCCGGGCGGAAGACCCGAAGAAGAAAUGAAAACAGCGAACGAGCAUUCCUUGGGCCGCUUGGGAUACGCGAAGAAGACGAACACAGGUUUUGAUUGACAGAACAAGCGCUGAGAGCGUGACAAGGAAGAGGAAGGAUUGCAUGGCACUGAUGUGUGCGAGUACUGUAACCAGGAUUUCUUUUGCAAGGUCUUGGCCGAGCGUAUCAAGUACAGUAUCCCUGGCUGCAUGUUGCAGGAUGCAGAGACUGGGCGCUGGGAACAGAGGACAUGUAUCGGUGGAACAGAGGGGUACCCAUCUUGCAAGAGCGACCCCUCACGGAGGGCCAUUAGAGCAAGGCUGGAUAGCCUGGUGGUGGCCAGUGAUAUUUGUGGUCCGACCAGGCAGACAUUCAAUAUAACUCGAU